CGGCUGAAGUUACAGCACCGUUCCAGCUGUUUUGUUCCAACAUGUUGGUACGGUAGAAGCAAUGAGAAAAGACUCAUACAUAAACGGGCCAGGCACAUACAGCGCAUGAACACCGCUCACCGUAUCCAUAACGCACCUGGAGAUACUGCAGUAGCACAUAGGAUCGCUGGUGCUAUCAAAUCAUUUUCUGUGAAAAUAGAGGAGAGAGGAGAGGAAGAUAAUCUUUGGAAAACAGAGUUAACAUGGGAUGGACAAUCUAACGACAACCAAGAUUGUAAAUGCUGGUGCCGGUGGCAAGGUCGUCAAAGAAACAGUAACCACAACAACCCGGUUGACAUCACUGCCGCCAACCUCAGGUGGUCUCUCUUCGAGGAGUGCGCUGCCCUCUACUGGAGGAGGAGAUUCUACCAGUAGAGCCAUCACAGGAGGCAGUAGCUCAGUGCUAGUAUCCUCCUCUGCUGCAGCCGGGUCUGGGGGUGGAGCUAAGUCUGGGUACGGAGGGGGAUCAGUCAGCAAAUCAAACACCAUUACCACUAUAGAGUCCCCCUCUUUAUCCUCCGGUGCUUCAGGGGCCUCUGGCGCAGCUUUUCGGUCUUCAGGGGCUUCGGGGGCAUCGUUCGGGGAGAGCAAGACCAGCGGCUCCCUCUCUGUUUCUGGAGGGGGUCUUAUGUCUAGCUCCAGUUCCAGUUUUUUCACUGGUUCCAGUUCUGGUGGUUCCAGUUCUGGUUUUAUCUCUAGUUCCAAAGGAGCAGGAGCAGGAGGAGGUGGAGGCGGUUUUGUCACUGGUUCCAGUUCUGGUUCUAGUUCUGGUUUUGCCUCUAGUUCUGGUACCGGAAUAGGAGGAGGGGAUUCUUCUAGUGCCAAAAUGUCGGCCGGCGGCUUGGGCUCUGUAACCGUUUCCAAGGUUACCAGGUCCAACUACAGCUCCUUGGCGGGGGCGGGUUCAGGGGGCGUGAAGAGGGGCGGGGCACAGGGGUCUGCAUCCUCUGCUGUCAGCUACUCCCCCCCCGCCAUGGAGAGAAAGAGCAUGACCACCACCAUGAUCGCCCGCUCCAAGGGCUACGAAGGAAGAUCCAGUGGAAACUCAUCUCCGGAAUACACAAGGAGAGAGUAUGCUGCAGAAAGUGCAGCUGCCAGUACACACACCAGAGGGCGGAGCCACAGCAGAGAGAGUGAGAUCAGAUGCAGACUGCAGAGUGCCUCCCCCACAGCCAAAAGAUGGACGGAGCUGGAUGAUGUGAAGCGGCUGCUGAAGGGGAGUCGCUCCAGCAGCAUCAGCCCCCCUCGCUCCCCCACCAGCACCCUCCCUAUCCCCAGGAAGGCCAGCGUAGAGACCAGAACCAGGCCAAACAGCUCCCAGUCAGGCCAGUACGACAGUGCCACCCUGGACUCAGGAAUGCCUUCCUACGUGUGGUCAGGCCCCACUGCUGGAGGCUAUGGUUACCACAGCAACGCCAUCAACCGAUCCCCCACCUCCACCCUCCAACACUCACCCACCACACUCACAGCCACAGGGCUUCAGAACAACCUGGCUCUCAGCUCUACAUUCAUGAACUCUGGACUCUCUGCCUCUAGUACUGUUCAUGGUAUGCAGAAUAACCUGGCCACCACCACUGGCGGUAUCCUAACAGCUAAUGGAGUCAACGCACAAACAGUCUAUGGUGUGCAGAAAAAUGUCACAAGCACAGGGGUGUCCACAACCACAGUGGCACCCAGCAGUCCUACCAGUGAAGAGGUCUUCGCCAAAGAAUACAAAUUCAUGCUGCUGGAGAAAGAGAAAGCUCCCGUCAAAAAGGAGACGGAGAGACUCAUCAUGGCCAAAGAUACCGGCAAACAGUUCUCCUCUGCUGGCACUGCUAUUGCCUAUUCUGAGGACUCACUGAAGAGGGAGAAGAAGGUGUCCAGCUUUGUGGAGACAGCUACAGCCAGAACAACAGAAACUAACGCUGGAUCCUUGAUGAAAGUGUCAACGAAAGACAAAGCAACCUAUGCAGAGAUACACAAGGACGAGUCUGGAGGAGGUCUGGGCUUCUGGUCCUGCUGCUCCUGGUUGAAGUGGCUGCUGGGCCUCCUGCUGGGUCUUCUGCUCCUCCUGGGGCUCCUCCUGGGACUCAUCGCCCUGGCCGAAGAAGUCAAACGUCUUAAAGCUCGUGUGGACGCCUUGGAACAAGCCUCCAGCUCUUCCUCAGCCCAUUCCAGUCGCCUCUCCUCCUCCUCAGCCAUCAACAUCAUAGACCCUCUGGAGUCUGCAUACAUAGACAAGACCUCCUCUCCCUCCUCGACCACACUGCUCCGCUCUGAUAAUGGUAUCAAUCUGGGAGUGGCAGCAGGAGCAGGUCCAGGAUCAGCUAAUGGACCAGGCCAAGACCCUGUAGCUCUGCAAAGGGCAGUACAGCAGAUAGUCAGGACUGAGCUGCAGUCCGAUACUGUACGAGCAACACUUGCACACUCAAUGAAAGGAGCGAGAGGAGAGCCUGGGACCAAAGGUGACCAAGGUGGUCCAGGAGUCAAAGGUGAUAAUGGAUUCCCUGGCCUACCAGGUCCUCCAGGUCAGAUGGGUCACAGUGGACUGGAGGGCCCGAGGGGACCUAAAGGAAAUGCAGGUGAAGCUGGUGCAGAGGGCCCCCCAGGCCAGAAGGGCCGAGAAGGACCAACGGGAUCACGUGGAGAGCCUGGUCCUCCAGGGUUUGGAGAGAAAGGGGACAAAGGUUCUCCUGGUGAACCCGGAGGGCCCGGACCUGCUGGCACUGCUGGACCUGUUGGGCCUAAAGGGUCAGUAGGUGGUCAGGGUGCUACAGGUAUCCCAGGAACUCCUGGUCCACAGGGUUUCCGAGGUGAAGCAGGCGCUCCAGGACCGAAAGGAGAGAAGGGACCAGCUGGACCUCCAGGAAAUAAGGGCGAUCUAGGAGAGAAAGGACUCCGCGGAACAACAGGUGACCCAGGUCAAAGAGGACUUCCAGGACCAGACGGAGCGAAUGGAUCCAAAGGACCUGCAGGUGCUCCCGGGGCUGACGGUGAAAAAGGCUCUAGAGGUGACAAGGGAUUGGAUGGGUUGCCAGGUCCCAGAGGACCAGCAGGACCUCCAGGAGAUUCAGGCCUCCCAGGCAUUCCCGGGCUUCAAGGUCCACCAGGUAUACCAGGUAAUCCUGGUCAGCCUGGAGGUAAAGGCGAAGCUGGAGAACCUGGUAGAAUCAUCAAAGCUGGUUCCAGUUCGGUUGCCAUCCCUGGACCUCCAGGCAGCCCUGGACCCGCUGGUGUUUCCGGAUCCCCUGGACUCUCAGGUCCUGUUGGCCCUGCUGGUCUUCCUGGAACGCCUGGUCCCAGGGGAGAAAAGGGAGAGGAAGGAGAGAAGGGAGACCAGGGAAAGCCUGGCAUUACUGUACAGACUGUGGAAACCACAGAGAGACGUGCACCUGUGGCUAGUCUUCCUGGCCCACCUGGCCCUCCAGGGCCCCCAGGAGAACCAGGUCCCCAGGGUCUUCUAGGUAAGGGUCCCCCAGGUCCUGAAGGUCCUCAAGGAGAGCCAGGUGUACCAGGUAAGGGUCCCCCAGGUCCUGAAGGUCCUCAAGGAGAGCCAGGUGUACCAGGUGUUGGUGUGCCCGGCCCCCGAGGAGAUAAGGGAGAGCCAGGUAGCUUCGUGCCCAACUCAGGAACCUUCUUCGCUGGGCCCCCAGGACCUGCUGGCCCAACUGGUCUUCCGGGAUCACCAGGACCCCAGGGUUACCAAGGUGACCCAGGUCAGCCCGGUUUACCAGGAGUUCCCGGAGAUCCCGGUGUCGGUUUCCCUGGACCCCAGGGACGACCUGGAGGUCCAGGACCAGAAGGGGACAGUGGACUUCCAGGGCCCCAAGGUCCAGAGGGCCCCGAGGGGCAACAGGGUCCAAAAGGUGAGGCUGGAGUUCCAGGUGCUCCAGGAAUCCCUGGCUACUCCAGUGGUGGAUCAUCCAGGAGUUCCCCUGGAGCACCAGGUCCACCUGGACCUCCCGGGGCCCCCGGCCAUGAUGGGCCACCUGGGUCUGGGUCUGGAACACCGGACAUUCUUCAAUACAUCACAGAAUACCUCAAGAGUGAUGGUGUCAGGGAGUACAUGUCGGGUCCUCCGGGUCCUCCGGGUGUACCGGGGCCCCCUGGUGGCGGAUCAGUGGAGUCAGUGGACGAUCUUGCUAGUCGCGUCAUUGCGUACAUUCAGAGUGGAGGUAUUGCUAGUGGGGUGCCUGGACCUCCAGGCCCGCCUGGCGCUCCCGGUGGAGGCAGUACAUCGCUAGAUGACAUCAUCAGCCUUCUACAGAGGGAGGAAGUGCGACGCUACGUCAUCGGUCCUCCUGGCCCUGCUGGACCUCCUGGCAUCCCAGGGAUCCCAUGGAGAGGUGGCUAUGGCUUUAAUACCCAUGAGGUGGCUGGACGAGUCCUCACUCUAAUGAAUGAUUCUGAAUACAGAGGUGCCUUGGGCGCUCAGGGGCCUCCGGGUCCACCUGGUGUCCCAGGCCCUGCUGGCCCUCAAGGUCCCACCGGUCCUUCAGGACAGGCCCCCUACAGCGGCUCUGGAUACAGGCUGGAGGAGGUCAAGGACUACAUACAGAGUGGUCUAAGAGGGCGAAUGUUUGGGCCCCCAGGCCCCCCAGGUCCCCCUGGACCCCAGGGACACAAGGGAGAGCAGGGUAACUCUGGGUACAGCCACGCCUUCGACCACAGGAACAGCGAGGGAAGAAGGCUGGCUGAGACUGAGACAGACUUUUCCAAUAUAGCGGUUCGAGUGACUGACUACAUCAAGUACCAUGGUCUGUUGAGGGACGUGGUUGAGAACCGGUCUCAGCUGGAGAAGUCACAGGUUGUUCAAGGACCCCCAGGACCCCCUGGCCCUCCUGGUGCGCCAGGAUUCAGCCGUGUGUUUGGUUCCCAUUGUAACGUCACUGACCUUAUGGAAUACAUCAGAGCCCAUGGAAACAUUGUGGGACCCCCUGGAAGGCCAGGACAGAAAGGGGACAUAGGACAUACAGGUCACAAAGGCGAGAGAGGAGAAUACACACUUGUGACCAACAGAAGAAAGAGGAAUGUUGGUGUUUGAGAAACAAAUGAUUGAUAAAUACUCAUUAAAGGUGAAUGAAAGUCCUAUGAAAUAUGUCAUGACUCAUGAGCAUACAUUCUGGGGCCUAAUGCCUUGGAGACAUUACUGAUGUAAAUAUAUCGUUUUCUAUAGGAGAAACUGUUGAAUAGGACAGUAUUCCAUGCGCUGAUGUAUUGUGUUGUGUCAAAGAUGUCUUUAUGAUCUAUUUUUACUAUAGUGUUUGAUCUGGAGUAAUUCACCUCCUUGCAUGUUGAUAGCAGGAAUAGUUUGACUAUGUGUUGAAAAAUAGAACAGGGUGUGCUAUUUUUAUUCAAUAGCUUUUGUACUAUUAUCGUUAUUGUACUUGAGGAAAAACAUUUCAUAUCGAACGAAACUAAAACCAUUGUCAAACUCUCCUUUGAAUGUACUGGUAUCACUUUAUAAAAAUAAAGCUUUGUUUAAGUUAUUUAAUCAAA
Molecule: messenger RNA, 5520 nt
Organism: Salmo salar (Atlantic salmon)
Lineage: Eukaryota; Metazoa; Chordata; Actinopteri; Salmoniformes; Salmonidae
Source: RefSeq, a predicted model, not a curated record